Nicotiana attenuata is the source of this 738-nucleotide messenger RNA. RefSeq names its product 16.9 kDa class I heat shock protein 1-like. The transcript has 2 exons. Gene Ontology annotation, biological process: response to salt stress; response to heat; response to hydrogen peroxide. NCBI's taxonomy places the organism in Eukaryota, Viridiplantae, Streptophyta, Magnoliopsida, Solanales, Solanaceae. Bases 58 to 552 code for a protein of 164 amino acids. The record is from RefSeq and is a predicted model, not a curated record.
AGCUAGCCAUUUCAGAAGCAAGAACAAAGUGCAAGAAGAAUUUGAUAGCGUACAAUUAUGGCAUCAUCAAUAGGACCAUGGAUGGGUGGUGGACGUCGUAGAGAUUGGGAUGUUGGAUUUAGCAGCCCAUUUUCUUCAGAUAUAUUGUUGGAUCCUUUUGAUAUUGGUGGAUUAGGGUGGAGACGAGGUGGUGGCGAAGAUGAUGUUUCUGCCUUAGCUCAUGCUAAUGUGGACUGGCGUGAAACUGAUAAUGCUCAUAUUUUUCGUGUCGACCUUCCUGGGGUGAAGAGGGAAGAUCUGAAGGUGCAAAUUGAAGAUGACAACAUACUUGAAAUAAGUGGUGAAAGAGUAAAAGAGGAAGAGCAAGGCACCGACAAGUGGCACCGCGUGGAGCGUAGCCGCGGCAGCUUCAGGAGGAGGUUCCGUCUGCCGGAGAAUGCCAACGUGGAAGGCAUAAGUUGUGGCCUUGAGCAUGGAGUUUUGACUGUGAACGUACCCAAGAAAGAAACACAAGAGGUUCCAAGAAAUGUUAGGGCUAUAGAUAUUGUUUAAAUCACUAGUCUUUUGGUUUUGGACUGUAGUAGGUGUGUUACAAGUUUGGUUUUGCUGUCCUUGUGCAUAGUAUGUGUAUAAGUUUGGUAUAUGUAGUGCCUUUAAAUAAGUGAAUGUCAAUGUUGUCAGUUGUACAAAUAUAAAACCUACUUUUAAGGGUUAUCAGUUUCUAGAGUUCAAAAUUCA